CAACUGAAGUGCGUCGGUGUGUGCGUGCGGCUUUUGUUUACACGGUGUUUCGCCGCCGGGACAACGUCCGCGCGAAGGGAACCGCCGCGUACUAGCAGCGUGCGAGCGGCUGGUAGUGUGAAAGAGACACAAACAAAGAGGCGCGCACGAGUGAGAGAGGGCGAGUUGUGCUCGGCUCUUGUCAAAAUCGGGAUCGGGAACACGGCACAACCACUCGCACACUGUUUACCUCUCAGCCAGCGGUAGAAGGCUGUGCGUUCGCUUGUUGUGUGCAUUCGUGAAGAAACAGUGCCGUGUGCUGAACUGCUGGAGUUGUGCACUGGAUGUUGGUUGUGUUGAAAAGGGAAGAAAAACGUGAAUUCAAAUUGCAUUUCAGGGCUGCAUUGUGGAUGCAUUUCCCUCCGAAUCAAUGUGUGUGUGUGAGUGUGGGAAAUGAAACGCUGCAAUUGAACGCACUCUUUCACGUCCUUUUCCUUCUAAGCCGACGCCACCGGGUUCCCCUUCACUCAUCCCGGGGACCGUGGUGCGCUGAUAAAGUGUGAAGCAGCAGCUCCUCUUCUCAAGUGCUGUGUGGGCACCCUUGUUGGUUGUGCAGCAGAAUCGCGGCAUCGAAUCGCGAUAUGUUGUUGAUGAUGCAGCCGUGGAUAUGAUGUACUGGGUGCGUGUGUAAGUGGGUAAUUUUGAAGGGUGUGUGUGUGUGUGACGAAUAAUCGUAUGUGCCCGAAGGAAAAGGAAAAGAUAGAUCCCACACCACCACUCCAUUCUUGUUGUGCGCUGUAUAAUUUCGAAUGUAUGUGUGUGUGUGUGCGCGUUAGUGUGUGCUCUGGUGUGGAAGGUUUAAAGGGCAUCUUGUAAGUUAAGCGGGGCUCAAAGAAGUAAUAAGGAUGAUACGGUGCAGUGUGUCUUAGCCAGGAAGUGAAGAUCGAAAGGUUUUGUGCAACGUUUCGAUCGAAUUCAGUGAGGGAUCGGUUGGAAAGUGUAUGUUACAGCCAUUUUCACAUCCUGUGUGAAGUGAGAAGAAGCAGAAAAAGCUGUUAGCUGCGCUGCCUUCACAGAUGUUAUGAAAGACAAACAAAACAUAUACACAACGAGCGAAACGGUUGGAACAGUUGUAAGGUAACGUCAUAGAAGGAUGUAAACUACACGCAGCAGCAGCAGCAGCAUAAACGACUGGUUAUUCUCGCCAUAAUAAAAUGGAUCAUAUAUUUAAAAUCAACUAAACAAGGCCCGGAACAUCGCAACGGAACGGUAGAAACGGAACCACGUGUUCCGUGUAAGCAAAGCAUAUCCGGUGUUAGCCGGCCUGUACGUGAUUGAUAAAGCACGGCCACGGACUUGGCAAGCUUGAAUGGAGAAACACAGCAGCAGCAAGUAAAAGCAGCGUGAGUGUGUGUGUGUGUGUGUCAGUGUGAAGUGCUGCCCCACUAGAGAUACCACUAGAACCUCCGGGGCCAUUGUACCGGAGAAAACGAAACUGAGCUAAAGGGAGAAGAAGCUGUCGCUGCUGAUUUAUUUCCUGCGAGAAUCAGCACCUUCACCAUGGACAAAUCGACGGCCACCGCCGCCCAUCCGUCAGCGGCAACGGCCGCCGCCGGGCCUAAGGUAUCGCAGAUAGCGAACCUCUUCCAGCGCAAACCGGUCGAGCUCGCGCAGGACGUACAGACGCGCAGCGGCGAUCGGCCAGCGGCGGACAGUGCCACCGCCGCAACCCAUUCCCCCACGGCAACGGUCGUGCGGACCGAGUCACACGCCGCCCGCUUCAACAACGCGCGCGCCCUGUUUGAAAAGCUGGGCGAAGGGCGCGUCAACCGUCCGCCACCGUUCAGCAUCAAGAUGUCGCACUCGAGCAGCCGGGAGGACAAUCUGUCCGACAUCGGUUCCGGGCCGGACCGGUCACCGUCGCCAAAGAGAAAGCAACUGCAGCAGCCGCCGCCGCCGACGGCCAUCAGCAACGGCAUCGGCAAGCUCGACUCGAACCGCAUCCUCAACCAGUCCCGGUUGAAGUCCGAGAAGCCGGAAAAGCCCGAAAAGCCGGAGCGCAAGUUUAACUCGCGCGAGCUGAUCGAGAAGCAGAAGAACUGGACGUCCCAUUUUUCCAAGACGCGCACAACGAAGGGCAGCGAUUUCAACCGGUGCGAUAUCAUUCGGACCGUACCGGGGACGGGCAUUAUAGCGGGAGCGGGUGCGAAUGCGGCCACCGCAGCUGCAACCCCACCGGUCAACACUGCGCCGACCACCAACGGGAACUAUUCAGCCAUUCCAAAUGGAAGCGCAAAGGAGCCGCUUCCACCUCCGCCGUUCGCAGCGGAACGAAAUGGGCAUGGGGUGCACCAUCGGCUACCGUCCCCGAGUGAGCCACCGCCAAGUCCGCCGAAGCGACAGACGCCACCACCGCCCCCGCCGGAGAAGGGUCCGCGGACGGCCAACUUGCGCCAGAACUCGUUCCCGAGCCCCACAAAGACACCGCCAGCAGUGCCGCCGCACGCCACCGAUCCGAGCUCGCUCAGUCCCACCAAGCUGAGCCCGGAAAAGCUGAAACCUCCACCGCGGCAGGCGGAACCGCCUCCAGCGGUUACAGCGCCGCACGCUAACUUGCCCCCGGUUGCACCGGUGCGAAGCAGUACCACCGUACUUACGACGGUCCAUCACCAACAGCAGCAGCAGCAGCAACUAGUCGAACAACAGGUGCCACCGCCUCCACCGGAGAAAGCAAUUCGCAAAAAAUCGCUGGAGGGCAACCUGGACGAACGGCUGCCGGCGGUACCGGCGCCGCCGACAGGUAACGGGGGCUUCAAGUAUCCCGAGCUCGGACCGCUUGCCCGACGGCAAUCGUCCGAAAAGGACACCGGCUCGGGUGGACUGACCUCACCGGCACACGCCAUCAGCUCGUCGCCGUCGCCGGGCGCGAGCGCUUCGUCCGGUCCGUCGUCGCCGAUCCACACCGAGGACGAGAAGCAGGAAAACGAGUCGACGGAAAAGCUGAUGAAAGCAGGCAGCAGCAUCGAGCGGGACGAUUCGUCCAGGGCCGAAGACUCACCGCCGGCGCACGAAGCGAAACCGGUCGAGGAACUAAAUGGAAAAUCCUCACGUACAGACGAUGAACAUUCCGGUGAACAGCAGCAGCAGCCGCCGCAGCAACAAGGCGGCGUCACCCGCCGCACCAAGGUGUCGAGCAUCUGUUUCGACGUUCCUGCCGCCGGGCUUGGCAACCGUCCGCCGAGCAUCAUCAGCAGCUCCACCACUACGGACGAGGGCGGGUUCAACGAACCGUCGCCCGAAAUCAAAGCCAAGCUAAAGCCCGCCUACGAGUUUGAUCUGCCGCUGCCGGCGUCCCCGCCCCGCAAGGUACCGAUCGGGGAGGAUCGCUCACCGGUCGGCAGCCCGGCCGAAGCGAAGCUAACCUACGCCGAUCUGGGCUAUCGGGUGCGACCCGACGGUACGGAGUGUGACGAAAUCUAUGGCGAGGUGGACGUGUAUCGGAGUGCCAAACAGCCGGCGGUCGGUGUGCCACUUGCUCGAUCUCAACCAUCCGGUGCGGCGGCAAGUGCCGGCGUACCGAACGGUGGCCAAGCUGCCGCCCAGCUAGCUGAGCCGCAGGUUGUUGCUGGCCCCGCUACCCUUGCCAACGGUCGGUCCGGGCCCACCGAACGGGUAGUUUACGCAUCGAUUCUGCCGUCCUCGCUCGGUGACAACGGCUCCACCACCACGAUGGCCACCGACAGUGAGCUCGCCUUCAUGGACGGCGAGCGGGACGAGGCGAAGAUACUGGACUUUGACGAGCUGAGCGAGAUGGGCGAAAAGGGCUACCACAGUGCGCAGAUACUGCUCGAUCCGACGCGAACGACGCUCAGCCAGCCGGCGGACGAUGACUACAGCACGAAAACGCUGCCCGAGCCACCGUCGCUCGCGUCGCUGCGGCCACCGCCGAUCCCGGAAGGGCCCCCGCUGGAUCUGCAGGACACGCUCAAGUUUGCGGACGCGAGCGACAACGAGCAGGACAGCCUGCUGCCCGACGAGAUGACGGCGGAUGAGGCGGAACGGCUACUUAGCUCCAGAAUUUUGGAGAACAAGAUCAGACAACGACCGCUACUCUCGGACGAACAGGCACGCGAAGUGGAGCAAAUUCUGCUCAACAAUCAAGCCAAAGCGGAAGCGGAAGAACCACCCGCAGUACGGGUAGUGGCAGGGCCCCGCCAGCAAGUACCGUCCGUUCCGGAGCCGGCCGCCAAACCUCAGCAACUGCCACCGAAACAAGCACCGCCAACCACCACCACUGCCGCCGUCUCAUCGACAGCGCCCACGGCGGACGAGCCGGACUGGCUGAAGGAUGUGCUGGAGGCACCGAAGAACGCUACCUCCUCCUCGUCCACGGCCGGCUCGUCGAUGCGCGAUAAGCCACCACCGCCACCGCCGCCUACCAGCGCUAGCAGAAACAAUUCCACCACUAGUCAUCCGGAGGAUACGAGCAUCGGCAACAACACGACGUGCGAUCUGCUCAACCAAACCAUCCUGCUCGACUCGUCCUCCAUGCUGGCCGAUUCGUACGUCGAUACGGGCGACUCGAUACCGAGCGUCACCACCACCACCUCGGACAGCAUCAAUCUGAGCAAGCUGGAGGAGUCGGCGGCCGAAACGACCGGUGCACUGGAGGACGAGGGCGAAGCGACACAGGAAGAGGAAGGUCAGGAGGAGGAGCAACAGCAGCAGCAGCAGCAGCAGCAGCUAGCUAGCGGUCGGUGUGUUGCGGCACACCGACAACAGCAGCAGCCCCAGGCACUGGCUGAGGGCAGUGUUAGCGAGGCGGACGUGUCGGCCGACGAUGAGUCGAACAACUCGGCCGCCGGCUUCUACAUUCCCGAGUAUCCGCCCGUGCGCUGCAAGGAGGUGUACGUCAACCCGGACGGGGUGCACUUCUUCGAGGACGGCAACUUCUGGAUGGAGGUGCCGGGCCUGAUCGAGGCGGAGCGCGAGCUGGACGAUGACGAUCUGCGCGGGUACGUGAAGAAAACCACGAAGGUAAAGUUCAGCUGCAACCCGAUGCAGGUGUUCUCGACGUUCUCGGUCAACGAUUACGAUCGGCGCAACGAGGACGUCGACCCGGUGGCGGCCUCCGCCGAGUACGAGCUGGAGAAGCGGGUCGAAAAGAUGGACGUCUUCCCGGUGGAGCUAAUGAAGGGACCUGAGGGUUUGGGAUUGAGCAUAAUAGGUAUGGGUGUUGGCGCGGACGCUGGGUUGGAAAAGUUGGGCAUAUUCGUAAAAACCAUUACGGACAAUGGUGCCGCUGCCCGUGACGGAAGAAUACAGGUGAACGAUCAAAUCAUUGAAGUCGAUGGCAAAAGUCUAGUCGGUGUUACGCAAGCGUACGCUGCAUCCGUGCUGCGCAACACCUCCGGUCUGGUGCGGUUCCAGAUUGGGCGCGAACGCGACCCGGAAAACUCGGAGGUCGCGCAACUGAUCCGCCAAAGCCUGCAGGCCGAUCGGGAGAAGGAGGAACGCGUUAAGCGGCAGCUCGAGGACUACAUCCGGCGGAAUGCAGAAAUCUCGGAAGACAGCACGCUGCCUGUGUCGGCAAACUCGAGCGUUUCCGAGGGCCCAGUCAGUCCUACGACGAAUGCAGCCGAAUCGCUGUUCGAAACGGAAGCUGCCAGGAGCAGCGACGUGGAGUCGUUGCGCCGCAUCCUGCAGGAGAACCUUAAAACCAUUGCACUGCAUGAGGGCGACAUACUGAACCUGAAGCAACAGCUCAUUAAAUACCAGCAGACCUGCAACGAGGCAGAGCUGUUGAAUGAGCGCGUGAAGCAGACGGAGCGGGAGCUGGCCAACAUCAAGAAGGAGGCAAACAACUACCAGAACAUGCUGCAGCAGUCCCAGGCACAGUACCUGGUGCUGGAAAAGAAGUACAGUCGGGUGAAGAAGAUACUGCGCGAUUAUCAGCACCGGGAGCGAGAUAUGAUCCAGUUCCAGGAGUAUUACCUGCAGCACUUGCAGGAGAAGGACACCGAGUACAACGCGCUGGUGAAGAAGCUGAAGGAUCGCGUCAUCAGCCUCGAGCAGGAGCUGCAGGAAACGCAACGGAAGGCCGGCUUUCCGGUCAUCCUGCCGUACGACAGUGCCAGCCUGAAGCUGACGCCCCAGAUGUCCCGCCGGCAGCCCCCGAAGCCCGUCUUCCAGAAGCUCGAGACGGAUCUGUCCGACACGGAGUUUAGCGACCUCUCGCCGGACGGUGAGGGAGAGGACGGCAAGACGGCAACGGUGGAGCGGAAGGUGCCGGCGACGACCAAGGACGACGAUCUGGAUGUGGCCGUCCCGCAGCACGAGCUGCUGGACAAUUCGCUCAACAAGGGCAAAAGCGAUCUGGUGGCGCGGGGCGGCUUGGCCAAGCGCAAUCUGCCCGGCAAGCGAAGCCACAGUAACAGCGGCUCCGACUGUGCGCUGGACGAAAGCGACGACGACGAGGGACAGCUGACGCGAAACGCGACCGGUACGGAGGGUUCGCACGAGUACAGUGGGCUGUACAGUACGCCCCAGAUCGUGAACCGCAAGGUGGCCACGCUGAAGGGCGAAGACUCCGGGCUGCCCGUGUACGCACAGGUGAACAAAGAGCGUAGCUCCGGUGGAGGACAUGCGGACCAUCACCAGCAGCAGCAGCAGCAGCAGCAGCAUACGACGAUUCCGAACAUUUACCGUGCGGCGGUAGGGUCGGACAAUGGCAAGCUGAACUCGAGCUACGGGUCGGAUCUGAACGCGUCCUCGUACGACAGUGAUCUCGGCUCGUCCACGGACAAGCUGAAGGAUAGUGGGCUGUCCAGCGACAGCUGGAUGUACCCGAGCCGAAGGCCAAAGGGGCUGAAGGGUAUAACGCCGCCGCUGCUAGCGGAACAGCUGAAGGAACGGCUGGCGGAGCGGGAAGGCCGCCGUGGCUCGGGCGGUGGUUUGAUCGACGACGGGUCGUCGCGCGACUCGAGCGACGACUACUCGGAAAUUAACCAGCAGCAGCGACACAUCAGCCCGGCCGCCUCACUGUCGCAGAACCUGCUGGUGGAAAUCAAGAAGGCUGUCAACGAAGCGCAACCGAAAGUGAAAAACAUACUUCCACAAAAUUUAUCUCCUCCAGGCGGUAACGGUCCAUGGCAGCAGCAGCAGCAGCAGCAGCAGCAGCAGGGUGCGCAAUCGACAAGCGGCGGUACGACGGCAGGCAGCUCCCAGGGACCCCCGUCACCGUCGAGCGUCUCGAGCGGAUCGACGUCACCGGGCGCUUACUCCCCCAGCCGUACGCUCGAUCUGUCCGGGUCCACGUCCAGCUUCUCGAGCGAUCGGAUCCGUGAUACGCACCAGUGGAAAAAUGGCCCCGUCGAGGAGUGGUCUAACGAACAGGUCUGCCAGUGGUUGCUCGGUAUCGGGCUGGAUCAUCACAUACCGGCCUUCAUGCAGCAUUCGGUCGAGGGCGGUGCGUUGCUGCAGCUGGACAAGCCCGACUUCAAGAUACUGAACGUGGGCGGCGAUGAUAAGAAGCUGCUCAAGCGCAACAUUAAGGAGCUGCGGCGACUGAACGAGAAGGAGCGCAAGCAGAACGAGAAGGAGCGGCGCGAGCGGGAAAAGCUGUUCAAGAAGCAGGAAAAGAAAGCGGAAAAGGAGCAAAAGAAACGAUACCAGAAGUAAAGGGAGCGGGGGGUAUCCGAAGGAGAGGGCUGUUGCAUUUAGUAGGAGAAUGAGCUGUUCUCGAACCCGAGGGCUUGGCGCCUUUUGCACUCUGUUCCAUUGGAUUCGGAUUGGAAGGAGAGAUUGCAAGGAGCAACGAAAGACAGCUGUUACAUGUCGGACAUAAAAUUACCUUAUGAUGACGCCUACAUAUUGAUGUACGUGUGUACGUGUGUAUGGAUGAGUGUCUACGAAUGGGACGUGUAAUUGUACAAUUACAAAACAAAACGAAAGGAAAAAAAGGUAGUGCUGUAUUACGGUUGGCUACAAGUUAAACUGCAAAAGAUCUACUGUGCCACUCCCGUUGGUGUGGUGGUCCGUUUUUUCCACACAUACACACACACACACAAACACACUCAGCCGAAGAAAGGGUUCCCUUUUUCCGCGUGUAAACUGUAUUUAGUUAAUUAUAGGAGUUAUUGUGUUACAUUUUUUUUGUGAAUAUUUACAACAAAAUUAGAAGAGGAGAUUAAAAGGUAUUAUGAUCGUUUACCUUGCCCAAAUAAACGCGAUAGUAGGGCGUUAUACUUUAGUUAGGGGGUUUUUUUUGCUGUUUGUUUGCUGUAUUUCAACCGUGUGCAGUUUCUGAUAUAGGUUUAUUAAUUUAAGUAUUCUCGAUUCAUGAUGAUUUUGAAUGAUGCGUGUUUUUUUUUUUGUUUGCUUUCGUGUGUUGGCUAUAAUUUAUUUAUUUAAAAAUCGAUAAUUGCAUGCUAUUGCCGGAAGUGCAGGAGACUUGUAGUAGCUAUGAUGAUCAAAUAAUAAUAAUAUCUUUAUACGUGGAAACCACAUUUGUCAGCAGGACUCGUUACUGCUGGGUCCAAAACUAGACAAGAAAAGAACAAAAAAACAGGCCUUUUUUACCGGUUCCACCAUGAAAAGGUGCACUAUCUAAGUUUAAUUAAGUAGUGAACCGUGAGCUACGCAAAGGAUAAUGUAUGCAAUAGAUAUUACGAAAGCAGCAUAGGAGUACAGCAGCCGUCAAGGUGUGCGAUAAGAACGAACACACACACGAAAUACACGACGGUGUAAGAUGUAAUCAGUAUAUCGAUAGAGCGAAACGAUUAAUGUGUGUGGCAUAAAAAGCACACCCGCGGGCAUGUAAGGUAACGAUUGAAACCAAACCAUUCAUCAUCAUCAUUAUUGCACACCACCACCAUCACCGUCGUUACUGCAACUACUACAUCCUUCCAUCCGUUCUCGGCCACCCCCCAAAAAAAAAAAAAGAAGGGGUACGAGAGAGAUGAUCCCUUUCUAUCGUUUGUAGUGAAUUAGAAUAGGUGAAACAAGUGAAUUGUAGUGAAAGGAUAGUUUUAAAUUAAACCCCAGCUGUAAGUAACAUAGAAAACGGACACGACGCAACAUUACACACAUUAGUGGCAAACGGUUAACGCAAUUGAUUAAGUUAUGCAUCCGUUUUGCCAAAAAAAAAAACGCGCAGUGAAAUCGAACAAGUGGUGAACAAGAAUCACACAAUAAAUUGUGACAGUCAAAGAUGUUUA
This is a messenger RNA of Anopheles coluzzii, 9197 nucleotides long. RefSeq names its product neurabin-1 (gene Spn). NCBI's taxonomy places the organism in Eukaryota, Metazoa, Arthropoda, Insecta, Diptera, Culicidae. Bases 1540 to 7659 code for a protein of 2039 amino acids. Gene Ontology annotation, biological process: actin filament organization; neuron projection development; calcium-mediated signaling. The transcript has 14 exons. Gene Ontology annotation, molecular function: actin filament binding. The record is from RefSeq and is a predicted model, not a curated record. Gene Ontology annotation, cellular component: cytoplasm; actin cytoskeleton; dendrite.